Molecule: messenger RNA, 3979 nt
Organism: Nymphaea colorata (pocket water lily)
Lineage: Eukaryota; Viridiplantae; Streptophyta; Magnoliopsida; Nymphaeales; Nymphaeaceae
Product: kinase-interacting protein 1-like
Exons: 2
Coding region: 339-3716 (1125 amino acids)
Molecular function (GO): actin binding
Source: RefSeq, a predicted model, not a curated record
UCGGCCAAAGCAAAAAGCAGGGGAGGUGGGGAGAGAGGAGGGCCUCCUCUUCUUCUUCCUCCUCCACUUUUGUUGGGUUUCCACAUCUUUUUUACUAGAGAGGGCAAUGCCCACCACCCUCCUCUUACCUGUUCAAACCCUCCAUUUUUGGUCAUCACCACAUUCCUCCCCACUCACCCCCAUCCCCUGCCCAUUUGCCAUCAGUGCUUGAGAUGCAGAGACAGAGGAGGAUGGUGGUCGUUCACGCCAUGAAACCCAUGUUCUAGACCUGUAAAUUGUUGGACUGCAUCUUGAGCCUAUAGACCUAGAGAAGGGAGAGAGAGAGACUGUGUGUCAAGAUGUUGCAGAGGGCGGCGAGCAACGCUUAUUCAUGGUGGUGGGCAAGUCAUAUCAGGACCAAGCAAUCCAAUUGGCUGGAACAGAACCUUCAAGACAUGGAGGUGAAGGUGCAGUCUGUGCUAAAACUCAUUGAAGAGGAUGGAGAUUCCUUCGCCAAACGCGCAGAGAUGUAUUACAAAAAGAGGCCAGAGUUAAUCCACUUCGUUGAAGAGUUUUACAGAAAUUACAGGUCAUUAGCAGAACGAUAUGAUCACAUCUCUGGCGAAUUGCACAAUGCCCGCAGUACCAUUGCUACUGCCUUUCCAGAGCAAGUCCCUUUCGCGAUUCCUCACGAGGAGUCUUCCAAAGAGAAAGGCACCCUUUCGACUGCUCGUGGUGAAUCGAGCGAUGGUUUGUCCAAAAAACCACCACCACCACCACCACCAUCAUUAGCUAAAAGGUUGGACCCAAAUAAUUUGAAGAGCAAAAUGAGCAAUUCGACAAAUUCAGAUCCAGCAGUUGAUAAAGCAGUUGCCCAGAAAGAGAUUGAUAAGCUUCAGAAGGAGGCGCUGAUGUUGCAGGUAGAAAAAGAGUUAGUCAAGAGCUCAUACGAGGCUGGCCUAGCAAAAUACUGGGAUUUGGAAGGCCAAAUUUUGGAGGUGCAAGCCACGCUGUGCCUUCUACAAGAAGAAUAUGGGCUUGGGAGUAGCAUAGAGGUUGAAAAAGAGCAAGCCUUAAUGGCUGUUACAGCUCUGAGAUCCUGCGAGCAAAUGCUUGGAAAUUUGCAGGAAGAGCAGCAGAAAUCAUUACUAGAAGUGCAGACUGAAUCUGAAAGAAUAAAGAUAAUGGAAGAGAGUUUGAAGCUGUUGAAGGAUGAUUUCAUUAAACGCCAUCCAGAGAUCUGUCAACUUGACGAUGAGGAUCCAAAAAUAGUUGCACAUCCAACCAUGAAAACAAUGGAAGAGGAACUUUGCAAUCUUAAGAAAGAGAAGGCUGAUUAUCAAGUUGCUUGCCAGAAAAUAGUGAAACAUUUGGAGGUAGAUGACAAUGAUCUGAGUGUUCCUGAGGUGAGUCAACUAAUUGAUGAGCUUGCAAGCAAAGUUGUCACUCUGGAAGCAGAGGUUUCAUCCCAGAAUGCACAGAUUUCAAGACUUAAAUCAGAAACAGAUCAGCUGCAAGAGCACUUGCAGGGCCUGCAAGAAGACAAGACGUCACUUAUGGAUGACUCCAAGGCCAUGAUCAACAGAAUAAAAGGCCUUGAAGAAGAGUUGCAGGAGGUUCAAUGUCUCAAUCUUCACAUUGAGGAACAGAAAGCGCAGCUUGAGGCCAACCUUACAGAAGUACGCUGCAAGCUUGGUGAUCUUACAGAGAAAAUGAAAGUCCAGCUGCAUCAGAACGAAGGUGAAAACAUUGAUCUAUUUGAAUCAGGAAGUGGAAAGCCUGCUGUCGAACUCCAAGAGGAAGAACAUGCAAAUGGAAACCCAGCCACGGAGUGUCAAGUGACAAGAGAUGCCAAUAAUGCGCAGGAAAGAGAAGUCAGAAAAGAAAGCAAUUCCAGAGGUAAAUUGCAGGAGGUACCUGAAGAACCUCAUUCCGUAUUUCACGCAGAAGCCAAGUCAAUUGAAGAUAGCAAGCAAAUCCUAAGCACUGAACACCAAGAAGAAAAUGGUGUUAUAAAUAGAAUACAAGAUGAACAAAGCAAUAACAAUGGUGGACUACAAGAUGCAGUUGAGGAAUCUAGUUCUGAACUUGACACGGAAGCUAUCCUGAGCCAAGAGUUCAAGGAAAUUGGAACCACAGCAAGUGAAGAGGAGAAAGAUGUGAAAAAUAGAAUUGAAACUGAUCAAAGCAAUACCAGGAAUACAUCGCAUGAUGUGGUUGAAGAACCUGGUUCUGGAUUUGAUGCAGAAAGCAAAUUGAAUAAAGAUUCCAAGGAAGUUCCAACCACAGAAAGUCAUAAUGGGAAAGUUGUCAAGAAUGGAACUGAAAUCGAAGAAAGGGAUAUCAAGGACGGGCUGCAAAAGGUCGUUGAAGUAUCCGGCUCUGAAUUUGGUGCGGAAGCUAAAUCCACGCAAGAAACCUCUCCCGAAUUUGAUACUGAAGUUGAAAACAAAGGGGAACCUGAAACAGAUAUCGAAAAUGCUAGUACUUGUAGUGAAUUACAGAAGUUCAGCCUGGAAUUAGUUGACACAGAAACUUGGCAAAGAUUUUUAGAGGGGAUGGAAGACAGAGAAAAGACACUGCUGACAGAGUAUACAACAGUUCUUCGAAAUCACAAAGAAACAAAGAGAAAACUUGGUGAACUGGAGAAGCAAAAGCAAGACGUUGUCGCUGAAAAAAUGGCAAAGAUCAGACUAUUGGAGAUUGAAACUGCUCAAAAAGACGAUGAAAUCCAGUCACUAAAGCAUAAGCUCAGCGCUCUGCAACUGGGCUCUGAACGUCCUGAGACCAAAUUUGUCCAAGGCGAUGAUUCCCUGGAGGGCACCGUCAACAGUUCGAAAGAUUCAAAUGUAGUGCCGAAUAUUGAUGAUUUGGAUCAUCGAAGUGUGGAAUACGCUGGAGACCAAAGCAAUGGAAAUGGUGGAUUGGAGCAAUCGUCUCCAACAGAAAAAGAGAUCAACAUUGUGUUCAGUGAAAACAGUGGACCUCCUUCCGUCAUGGAAGAGAAAUUCAGGAGAGAUAUUGAUGGCUUACUGGAAGAGAAUCUAGAAUUCUGGCUGAGAUUCAGUACCUCCUUCCAUCAGAUACAGAAAUUUCAGACAGCAAUCCAAGAAUCACAAGUGGAGUUGUUGAAGUUGAAAAAGGAAAAGAAUAAAGAAGAGGGCGGUAACCACUCCGCAAGCUCCACCUCUAGCCCCAGUAAUAACCAGAGCACGAGGUCUAGCGUGGAGGCAAUCCAGAAGCAGUUGACAGAGUUGCAGGGCGAGCUGUUGAUGUGGAUAGAACAGAAUGCUUUGCUCAAGGAUGAACUGAAGCAUCGUUUCUCGUCUCUCUGCAACAUACAAGAAGAACUGUCUCAGGUCUCCAAGAAGAACCCCAAGAUCGGAGUUGACCUGACAAAAUAUCAGGCAGCAAAAUUUCAAGGUGAAGUUCUGAACAUGCAGCAAGAAAAUAACAAGGUCGCAGAUGAACUGCAAGCUGGUCUGGAUCAUGUAAGAGGCCUCCAGCUAGAACUCGAGAAAACAAUGCUGAAAUUGAAAGAGAACUUCGGAUUGUCAGAAAGCAAACACCACCACCAUCACCACUAUCAUGUUAAUUAUGUGAGAAACACAUUGGGCCGAAGAAGGAUUCCUCUGCGGUCGUUCAUCUUUGGCAGCAAGCCAAAAAAAGCAUCUCUGUUCUCUUGUGUCAGCCCUGCAUUACAGAAACAAUAUAGUGACUUGCGAGCAGGAAUGUAGUCCUCCACUUGGUAGGUAGUAGUUUGUGGUGCUUUUCUCUUUCGGAAUUUGGAGUGAAACCAUGGUGAUCUCUCUCUCUCUCUCUCUCUCCCUCCCUCCCUCUCUUAGUGAUGCAGCAGCUUGAGUUUUCUCAGCCUGUAGAGUUGCAGAGUUGCUGUAUGGCUUGGCAGUUUGGACUGGAGAAAAAGGGAAGGCGUGUGUGAUAUUGAUGGCUGGAAGAAUGUAAAGCGGUUUGGAUUCCGAUUAUCUAAUAUACAAUGGAA